Messenger RNA from Planococcus citri (citrus mealybug), 3462 nucleotides. Its product is annotated as solute carrier family 53 member 1. The transcript has 10 exons. Gene Ontology annotation, cellular component: Golgi apparatus; cytoplasm; plasma membrane. The record is from RefSeq and is a predicted model, not a curated record. The coding region runs from base 237 to 2267 and encodes 676 amino acids. NCBI's taxonomy places the organism in Eukaryota, Metazoa, Arthropoda, Insecta, Hemiptera, Pseudococcidae. Gene Ontology annotation, molecular function: inositol hexakisphosphate binding. Gene Ontology annotation, biological process: cellular response to phosphate starvation; phosphate ion transport.
AGUUGAGUGAUAUUUUUGAAAAGAAGUUCGAUAUGAGUUCGUUUAGGUUAGAAGAAAGAUCGUGUUUUUCUUCUCGAAGUUUGAAUUAUGGCAUCGAACGCGGCAUCAACUCUGUAGAUCUAUAUCCGCUAUAAGUUUUCCAUCCUCAAGUUUAAGUUGCAGUUCCAUUUUUCAUUGAUACUUCCAGCGUUAUUUUGAACAAUCGAAGAAUCACUCCAAUACAAUAGAAUUUCAAGAUGAAAUUCGCCGAACAUCUUUCCGCCCAUAUCACUCCAGAAUGGCGAAAACAGUACAUUAAUUAUGAAGAGAUGAAAGCGAUGCUGUACAAUGCCGUUUCUGAGGCAGAUAUGGAAGAUUUAGACGAAGAAGAAAGACGAAAAAAAUUUGCUCAGUUUGACGAUUAUUUUUUUCGUUACUGUGACGCGGAAUUGAAAAAAAUUAACAUAUUUUUUUCCGAAAAGUUGGCCGAAGCAAUUAGGAAAUUUUCCACGUUGAAAAAUGAACUGGUUACACCAACCGGGCCACCUGGAAAGAAAUCCGAAUCCAAAAGAGAUGUUGCUGCGUACCCAUAUUCGGAGCGACUACCAAUUCCAUCGCGAAAGCUACAAGAUUUGAAAUUAGCUUUUGCUGAAUUUUAUCUUAGCUUAGUCCUAUUACAAAAUUACCAAAGUUUAAAUUUCACGGGAUUUAGAAAAAUAUUGAAAAAACAUGACAAGUUACUACAAACGGCAGAUGGUGCUCAGUGGAGAGUACAAUAUGUUGAUAAUUCCACAUUCUACACGAAUAACGAUAUCACUCGAAUUAUAUCGGAAACCGAGCAUUUAUAUACUGUGUAUUUAGAACAUGGCGAUCGUCAAAAAGCUAUGAAACGUUUACGAGUUCCUCCUUUAGGCGAACAAAGAAGUCCUUGGAUAACUUUCAAAGUGGGGCUGUUCUCGGGCAGUUUCAUAGUUUUAAGUGUUACUGUUAUUUUAUCAGCUAUAUUUCACGAAAACCAGGAUCAACAAUUCUGCGAUAUUUUCCGUUUAUAUCGUGCACCUUUAUUGUUAAUGCAAUUCAUGUUUUUGAUCGGCGUCAACGUCUAUGGAUGGAGAUCAUCGGGAGUAAAUCAUGUACUUAUAUUUGAACUAGAUCCUCGCAAUCAUCUUUCCGAACAACAUCUGAUGGAAUUGGCGGCCAUCCUUGGUGUUACAUGGGCUUUGAGUAUAUUAAGUUUUUUAUACAGCAGUUACAUAAGCAUUCCAGCUUACUUGAGUCCGUUGGUUUUAAUCUUUCUGAUCCUCGGAUUCAUUUUCAAUCCGUUUCGUACAUUCCAUUAUGAUGCCAGAGUAUGGUUAGUGAAAUUAAUAGGUAGAAUAAUAGCAGCUCCAUUUUUCCACGUUGGUUUCGCUGAUUUUUGGCUGGCUGAUCAAAUGAAUAGCAUGUCGACCAUAUUCACCGACUUACACUACACAUUUUGCUUCUACCUGACACAUUUUAAAUGGCUUAGCGGAGAAGGCCACGUGUCGAAUCACAACAUUGAUUUUCCAAUAUCCAGAACAAUAGUGAGUUUUGUCCCUGCUUGGGUUCGUUUUGCUCAAUGUCUUAGACGUUACAGAGAUUCCGGUGAAACGUUACAUUUAAUAAACGCCGGUAAAUACGCGUCUUCUAUCGCCGCUGCUAUUUCGUUAUCUGUGAUGAAUGCUCAUAAAAGUUCAUACAGUGGCCCCACUGAAAACCCUUAUGUAUAUUUGUAUUUCGUCUGUGCCAGUUUGAGUUCGGUUUACACGUAUACAUGGGAUAUAAAAAUGGAUUGGGGUUUAUUAACGUACUCGGAGAACGCAGAAAAUAAAUUUUUAAGAGAAGAAAUCGUGUAUUCGUCGCCGACGUGGUACUAUUUGGCAAUAGUGGAAGAUUUCAUCUUAAGAUUUAUCUGGAUUAUAACGUUCAUGUUGAGUGAAACUGGAUUUGUCACUAGUGAAGUGAUCACUUCAAUAACUGCACCUUUAGAAAUAUUUAGGAGAUUCGUAUGGAACUUCUUCCGUUUGGAGAACGAGCAUUUGAAUAACUGCGGUAAAUUUCGUGCAGUACGCGACAUUUGUAUAGCUCCGAUCGCGCCUUCGGAUCCAUUGGAAGUAAUUCGUAUGAUGGAUGAGGAAGAUGGCGUUACGAACCGAAGUCGCAGAAGACCGCUACCUGCGUAUUUGAAAAAAAAUAACAUAAAAGAUGAUAAAAAGCCGAUUAUACAAGAAGAUUUGUCUAAUAUGGAUGUGAAUUUAUGCAUGUGAUUUUUGAGUGAUAGAGGAAAAAAGGCGUUACGUUAUUAGAAUUCGAUCAACAUUCCUGUUUUUGUAAUCGAAAAUUUCCCAUAUAACAGAGUUUCUCGAUGAAAUGAUGAGUUUUUCAUGAAAUUUUGUUACUACGUGUUAUUUGCCGGUCAAGUGAGUCUGUAGGUGAUACUUUAGGCUCAUUUAUGUUUGUAUUUUUUUUCUCUUUUUUCCCCAAUAUCUACGGCACGUAUUUACGACCAAUAUUAAGUCAUCAUGCGUACUUUUCUCUCGACGCUUAGUUAUCGAACUUGUGGAAUUUUCUUAUUGAUGCCGGAAGCAUCUCGGUUCAACGCUAUCGUUCCAAUUUUUAUUUGUAAGGAUUACCUAGAAUGUGAUUUUUUUUUGUUUCGUUUAACCGCAGUUACCUUUCGUUCUCUUUUGUAUUUUAGCGAUGGAUUAUUGAAUUUUUAUUUAUACGUUGCGUUUAAGAUUUUAAAUACUAUUUUAAUUUAUUUAUUGAUGAGCAAUCAACGUCACACUGUGUAAGAUGAAAGAGUUUAUAACGAGGACAAUAAGCAACUCGGAGAAGAAUUUUGAGAAUUCAAUCAAGUUUUCGUUUGUGUGUUAUUGUGAUAAAUUUUGUCGAGUUCCUGACGAUAUAUUUAUUUUUUUGUUUCGAGAAAAAUUUCUCUAGACUGAUUAGAAUUUUUCAACCGAAGAUGAUCAAAAUAACUCGCGUAAACAUAUCUUAAUUCGUAUGCAAAUGCGAGAAUUAUUUUACUAACGAGAAACCAAUCCUUCCGCCAUCGAAUACUCGUGCAUUUUUAGUCAAUUUUUAUGUACUUAUUAUUGUUAAUUUAUUUUUCUUGUGGAUUGUUAAUAAAAGCAAUUCAAAAUCAAAAAAUUUUCGAAAUGUAAUUUCUUGAUGAUAUGUUUUUUACGUUGUAAAAUAAAUUUUAAACUAUCGUGUCGAACAUGGUACAUGCAUGUAUGAGUAUGACCAGUCGAUAAAAGUUGAACUAUUUUCAUCUUCGGCCAAUAUUAUUAAAGUGUAAGUAAUUUUAUGCAAAAAUCGAUGAUUUAUUUUAGUUCAUGUUCGAAUACAGUUUCAAUUUCGUGCAUAUUAUUUAAAAAUUUGUCAAAUGCAGUUGAAACAUGGUUUUCAGAAUGGUCAUACACCUGUUUAAUUAAAAGAAUAUUUCAUAUUUCAUAA